This is a messenger RNA of Hyaloperonospora brassicae, 1200 nucleotides long. The record is from the annotation of a GenBank genome assembly. Lineage: Eukaryota; Oomycota; Peronosporomycetes; Peronosporales; Peronosporaceae.
AUGAGCAGCCCUCGUCAAGACAAGAAAGAGGAGCAGGAGGGGAAGCCUCUGUUCCGCACCCUCACGCCGAACGACGAAGCUGCCCGCCCACAGUACCGCUCGAUGGCCGUGGCCGUCGCGCCACCGUCGUUCAGCACAAUGGGACCCCGUGGCCCGAUCGGGCAGCUGAGCUCCGCGUUUCCCGGCCCCAUGGCGUUCAACAUGACCUCCAAGAAGUCGGGGGGUGUCAGCAAAAAGUCGGACACCGCAACGGCGUCGCCCUCGUUUGGCCCGCGCGUGGACCGCACGAAGUACGUGAACGCGACGAUGCGCGCGCUGCCACCAGCGCCGUUCCGUUUGGAGCUGCACACGCACUUCCACGUGAAACUCGAGUCGACGCAGCGCGUGUGCGGCGUCGUGAGCAUCAAACUCUGUGAGCUAGACACGGACUUUGAGUUCAAGGCGGACAAGUGCAAGUGGAAGGUCAAGUACCGCCGCCACACGCAGCGCGUGAGCCUCAAUAUUGUCAUCUACAAGACGAGCAAAGACGAGUACAUUCUCGAAGUGCAGCGUCGGGACGGCGACAUCACGGCGCUCAUGCACCUCUACCACGAGCUGAAGAGCUUGUUUCGACGCAGCCAGCUGCUCAGUGACAAGACCGUGUCGACGAACGGCGUGAAACGUGCGGCCCCGAAGCCGCUACCGAAACUGCCUCUGUCUCCGGAAAGUAUUCAGGACGGUGUAUCGGCGCUCAAGGGCUUGCUCGAGAGCAAGUACGUUGACGCUCAGAUGCAGGGUGUUUUGGGGGCCAUCUCCAUGUCAACUUGCGAGGAGACAAGGGCAGGAAUGUCUGGCCUUGUGCCUCAGCUUGUGCAGCUGGGUCAAGAUCAAAACACAAAUGUCGCGCGGUUGGUCAGUGUUGCACUCGCACGGCUGUGCGAUCACCCGCAGUGCCGUCAGGCGUUUAUUCAAUCCGAUGGCUGGCAGUUUAUCAUAAACUGUGCUGCCGGUGGCUCCGACGUGAAGCCCGAGGUGCAACGAGAGAGUCUUCAUGUGGUAGAGACUCUAUGCCCGUUGUAUUACGACGAACUUGCCAAGUCCGAGAGUGCUGGACGCGUGUUGCAGCUUGUGAAGGAGUGGCAGAAGAUUGAGGACCCGCGUCUGAAGAAACACGCGUGCAAUGCGCACCGUGCGCUGAAGAAUGCGGGCGUGCUCGCCUGA